UUCUUUUCUUAUUUUAAAAACAAAUUCUUAUUCGAUUUUUGAAUAGUUUUCUUUCGGAUAGUUCUCAUUCCGAUUCUUUUCACUACAUUUCUAACUCUUGUUCUUUACUUUUUUUAAAUAACCAUAAUGGAUCCUAUUGCAAUUUUACAAAAUAGAAUCGAACAGUUAGAAGCGAAAUUGGGUUUUGCGCUAAAUAACCCAGCUGAUGGUCAACAAGAGGAUUCGGCCACAGCUAAUUUACUGAACACAGCUCAGUCCAUAAAUAAUGCCACAGCUGGUCACGAAAAACUUUCCGAAGGUAUGCAAAGAGCCACCGAAUUAAACAACUACACUGAUCCUAACUUCGUUGAAAAUAUGCAGCAGAAUAAUUUGAAAAUGCAAGAAGUUGCAGCAGCAGAAUCUGUAAUUAAACAUCAUUGUCACUGUAUGCAUCGCUGUAAACAGGCUACCCCUAUAUUGGAAUCUGAGGCUAUUCAGCAAGUACCUCAAUUGCAAAAAACUGUAGACAAGAUGCAUGCUGAAGCUGCAGAAGUAAAGGCUGAAUCUGAUGUGGUGUCACAUGGUAUUCAGGAGGUUGCAGAGACCUGCGGCACUGCAGCUUCCAAGGCUGCUGAAGGCUUAGCUGAAGUUGCCCAAAAGGUGGAGGAUGUCGAAGUUAAAACAUUCCCUAAACGAAGAAAUGGAUUAGAUUAAUAUUGAUUCAUAUUUAAUCGCUUAUUACAGUUGUGAUAUUCUUCAUUAUUUCUUGCAUUGUAAAUUGUAAAGUAUUAUUUAUAUUUAUA
Molecule: messenger RNA, 782 nt
Organism: Papilio machaon (common yellow swallowtail)
Lineage: Eukaryota; Metazoa; Arthropoda; Insecta; Lepidoptera; Papilionidae
Exons: 4
Coding region: 127-693 (188 amino acids)
Biological process (GO): cytoskeleton-dependent cytokinesis
Cellular component (GO): dynactin complex
Source: RefSeq, a predicted model, not a curated record